This is a messenger RNA of Necator americanus (New World hookworm), 1929 nucleotides long. RefSeq lists its product as uncharacterized. The coding region runs from base 1 to 1929 and encodes 642 amino acids. The record is from RefSeq and is a predicted model, not a curated record. Lineage: Eukaryota; Metazoa; Nematoda; Chromadorea; Rhabditida; Ancylostomatidae. The transcript is spliced from 3 exons.
AUGGCGACCGGUGAGAGGCGAUCAAAUCUCAGGUUGCUCAGGACGUCAUUGAUUCUGGACCAAGGCGACACACGCACGACUCGCCAUGGAGAGUGUCUCAGACUGUGUACUUCCAACGCGAGAACAGUUUCCACAGACGCUGACCUGCAUGCCUUUCUCGUAGCUGCAGAGCAUAUCAAAUUUCACGUGAUUGCUCUGCAGGAGACCAAGUGCAGAAGGAGCGACGCGGUGUUGGUUUUGUUGUGCACCCAUCUGUCAUCCAUCUCGUCGAUUCUCACGAGAUCCUGUCACCUCGUCUGGCCAUUCUUCGCCUCCAUCCUCUGCGCCAAAAAUUUCAUCAACUGCUACUCACCAACAUCAGCAGCUGAUGAAUCUGAAUUGGACGCGUUUUACGAGGAGCUGGAGGAAGUAGUCCGCAACGAGAAGUCCUUCUACAAAUCCGUUGUCGGAGACUUCAACGCAAAACUAGGAAAGGCCACAGAAGAGGAAUACAGGAUUGGAAGAUUUGGACUAGGGGGCCGGAAUGAAAAUGGCAAUCGUCUCGCCGGGCUGUUGUCCGCCGCUCGCCUCUUUUAUGGGAACUCUCUUUUCAUGAAAAAAAGAUCAUCAUCGGUGGACAUGGGAAUCGCCCAAUGGCGCGACUCGUGUGGAGAUCGACCACAUACUCACCAACCGAAGCCACACGAUGAAAAAGAACAUCUGCUAUCGGCAACGAAGGAAAAAAGAAGUCGUCUACGACGAUUGCGUACUCGAGGACUCCUUGUCCCAAGAUACAUCGAGGAGGACCCAAGUGUGGACUACGAGAUGCUGCUCAGAGGAUUACGAGCCUGUGCUGAACGUGCCUCGAAGCCGCGCACGACUAACUUGGAUCGAAUUUCGAAGACCACCAAGGAAUUGUUAGGAAGAAGAAGGGCUUUGAGGCUUGAUCCGAAUGCAUCGCACAUUGAGCGGUUAGUAGCAAACGCUAGCUGCAGAAAAGCGUUGCAGGAGGAUCUUUUGAAGUACAGGCAGAAGAAGAUUCUAGAAGCAGCACAAAGAAGAACGAGUCUAAAGAAGUGCCGCAGGGAUCUCCGCGAAUAUAAUAUUCCGCUAGCAACCUUGCUGAGCGAAGACGGUACUCGCACGUCUUCUCGUCGUGAGAUGGAAAUCAUUACGGAGAGGUUCUAUUCGAACCUUUUCCGUUCAUCAACUCCUGUGUCGAGCCCAAUCAUCCCCACUAGCGAAGCUCCACCACGGAUUCUCCCUUCGGAAGUACGAGUCGCUAUCAAGAACAUGAAACCUGGCACAGCCCCCGGACCUGAUUUUACAUCAGCAGACUUUCUUCGGGCUGGUGGCCAUCCGCUUCAUGUAAUCUUAGCAGUGCACAUGACAUCUUACCUUCAGAAAGAAAAGAUCCCAGACCAGUGGAAGACCUCGCGAACCGUUCUUAUCCAUAAGAAAGGUGACCGAGAGGACCUUCGGAACUACCGUCCGAUAUGCUUGCUGAGUGUGUUAUACAAAGUAUUCACUAAGAUCAUCCUCACGCGCAUAUCUAGGACGCUGGAUGAAGCCCAGCCUCAAGAACAAGCUGGAUUCCGCCAGGGAUUCAGCUGCUUGGACCACAUCCAGACCGUGUCGAGGGUCAUGGAGGUUUGCCGGGAAUACCGCCUGCCCCUUGGUCUAACCUUCGUCGACUAUGAGAAAGCCUUUGACAGCGUAGAAACGAAUGCAAUACUGUCAGCGCUGGUCGAUCAAGGUGUGGACGCGUCGUAUGUGAGGACAUUAGCCAAUUGCUACGAUCGAUGCACGACUAGGAUACAGCUUUUCCACCGCCCUUUCACAAUACCCAUUGGAAAGGGGGUACGACAAGGCGAUACUAUAUCGCCGAAACUGUUCACGGCAAUGGAUAAUGAAAUCACUAUCCUGGGAAGAAAGGGGCACACGUGUUGA